Messenger RNA from Dendrobium catenatum, 1421 nucleotides. Its product is annotated as serine/threonine-protein kinase SAPK3. Gene Ontology annotation, molecular function: protein serine/threonine kinase activity; ATP binding. The coding region runs from base 256 to 1215 and encodes 319 amino acids. The record is from RefSeq and is a predicted model, not a curated record. The transcript is spliced from 9 exons. Gene Ontology annotation, biological process: protein phosphorylation; intracellular signal transduction. NCBI's taxonomy places the organism in Eukaryota, Viridiplantae, Streptophyta, Magnoliopsida, Asparagales, Orchidaceae.
CAAUCCAUUUUCCUCUGUACGCGUGUCUACGCUUACUUCAAGUCUCCUCAACGUGCCGCUCUCGCAAUCCUCAGCUCUUCUGUGCUCAUUCGACAGCAGGGGGCCACCGGCCGCUAGGACCGAUCGAGAUAUCUGAGCUUCACUCUCUCUUUUUGUUGGAUUUAUCAUUUAUCCCUCUCUCCGAAGCAUCGAAGAUAUUUGAUUCUUCAACAUUUAUUGGAGGUAAGGGUGUGCUGUAUUUUUCAGGUAAGAGGGAUGGAGGGGAGAUACGAGCCUUUGAAGGAAUUAGGCGCAGGGAACUUCGGCGUAGCAAGGCUGGUCAGGGACAAGAAGACCAAGGAGCUCGUGGCCGUGAAGUACAUCGAGAGGGGGAAGAAGAUUGAUGAGAAUGUUCAGCGAGAAAUUAUUAAUCAUAGAUCAUUGAGGCACCCCAACAUUAUUCGAUUUAGAGAGGUUCAGCUUACUCAGAAUCACCUAGCUAUUAUCAUGGAAUAUGCUGCUGGUGGGGAGCUAUUUGAAAGAAUAUGCAAUGCUGGCCGAUUUAGCGAGGAUGAGGCAAGGUUUUUCUUCCAGCAGCUGAUAUCAGGGGUCAGCUAUUGCCAUUCAAUGGAGAUUUGUCACCGUGACCUUAAGCUGGAGAACACAUUAUUGGAUGGAAGUCCUGCACCCCGCGUUAAAAUAUGCGAUUUUGGCUACUCAAAGUCUGCCCUGUUGCAUUCACAACCCAAGUCAACAGUUGGUACCCCAGCUUAUAUAGCACCAGAGGUUCUUUCGCGAAAGGAAUAUGAUGGCAAGAUUGCUGAUGUUUGGUCUUGCGGUGUCACGCUUUAUGUAAUGCUGGUGGGAUCAUAUCCAUUCGAGGAACCUGAUGAUCCCAAAAAUUUUCGAAAAACAAUCAGUCGAAUCUUGGCAGUUCAAUACUCCAUUCCUGAAUAUGUUCGAGUAUCUGCUGACUGUAGGCAGCUUCUCUCUCGCAUCUUCGUUUCCAACCCUUCCAAGAACUUGCCGAGGGAGCUUGCGGAUGAGAAGAACUUCGAAAAAGGAUAUGGUGAUAAUGAGAUACAGAGCGUCGAAGAGAUAAUGAGGAUCAUUCAAGAGGCAAAAACUCCGGGUGUUGCAUCUCAGUCAGUAGACCAAUCUGCCUCAGGCCUAGAUGAUACUGAUGCAGAUACUGAAGAAGUUGACGACAGUGGUGAUUUCUUGGGGAUCAUUUGAAAAAUGAAUUUCAUCGAACAGAAAGAGGAAAUCUCAACGCAGAAAGAAGACUGAUAUAAUGGCAGAGUAACGGUCGAUUCAAGCAUUACAGAUUCUACAAGCGCUCCUGUUUUUUUGCUUGUGCUAAAAACUGUACAGUGUUAAAUUGCAUGUGCACUGCUUUUUAAUUAAUAUAACUGUUGCAUUCAAUAGGUGAUUAUUACAAA